Messenger RNA from Opisthorchis viverrini, 342 nucleotides. RefSeq lists its product as hypothetical. The transcript has 3 exons. The coding region runs from base 1 to 342 and encodes 113 amino acids. Lineage: Eukaryota; Metazoa; Platyhelminthes; Trematoda; Opisthorchiida; Opisthorchiidae. The record is from RefSeq and is a predicted model, not a curated record.
AUGAUCCCACUCGCGACCGGUCUGCAAUACAUCAGCACGGGAAUUCUCUACAAGGAUACAUCACCUCCAAGAAAAGAACAGGAUCUCCCGGAGAGCCUAUCUUUGACGCUCGGGAGACCGCACGCUUCAUCCCGGCUCAAAGCUACCAGCUUUGAGCUGACGAACGCCAGUUCGCACCUCUUUGUCCAUGCUGCCCUGUUUUCCGCAUCUGCAUCCCACUUCAUGAGACCCAUGCCGUUCACACUUACCAUUUGCAAAGAGUAUGUGUGUGCGGAAGCACUAAUCCUCAGACCAUACACGCAGUGUAUCAAACGCAGCAACAGUCAUUAUCUCAGUGGAUAG